GAGAAACAUCGAGACAAGGAGAGCAAGAAGCAAGGGGAAGGUGAGAAACAUCGAGAAAAGGAGAACGAGAAGCACAGGGAUGGUGAGAAACAUCGAGACAAGGAGAGUGAGAAACACAAGGAUGGUGAGAAACAUCGCGAUAAGGAAGAAAAGCGCAGAGAUGGGGAUAAGCAUAAGGAUGGGGAAAAGCAUAAAGAAAAACACAGAGAUAAGGAAAAAAGAAAGGAAGAAAAGCUAAAAUCCUCCAUGGACAGUGGAAAAGUAAAAAAAGAAAAUGGCUUCUCCAGUCCUGUUCGUGUAAAAAAAUGAACCAGAAGAUGACGGGUACACUCUCUCUCCCAAAGAGAACAAGGCAAUGAAGAGAUCCAGAGAUGAUGAAGAUUCUGAUUACAAGCCCAAAAAAAUUAAAACUGAAGAUAGCAAGAAGGCAAAAAAACGAAAGCAAGAAGAGGUGGAUGUAAAACCUAAGAAAAACAAGAAUAAAGUCAAAGGGCAGGAGGGUGAAGUUAAGAGGAAAAAAGUGAAAAAAGAGGAGGAGGAGAAGUGGAAAUGGUGGGAGGAGGAACGUCAUACAGACGGAGUCAAGUGGACCUUUUUGGAACACAAAGGACCUGUGUUUGCUCCACCUUAUGAACCUGUCCCAGACAAUGUGAAGUUUUACUAUGAUGGUAAACAAGUCAAGCUCAGCCCCAAAGCCGAGGAAGUAGCCACUUUCUUUGCAAAAAUGUUGGAUCACGAAUACACUACAAAAGAUGUCUUCAGGAAAAACUUCUAUAAAGACUGGAAGAAGGAAAUGACAUCUGAGGAACAAAGUCUCAUCACCAACCUGAGCAAGUGUGACUUCACUCAUAUGAGCUCGUACUUCAAAGCUCAGUCUGAGGCCAGAAAGCAGAUGACCAAGCAGGAGAAACAGAAAAUCAAAGAGGAGAAUGAGAGGUUGGUGCAGGAAUAUGGCUACUGUGUCAUGGACAACCACAAAGAAAGAAUUGCCAAUUUCAGGAUAGAACCUCCGGGCUUGUUCAGAGGCCGAGGAAAUCAUCCCAAAAUGGGAAAGCUUAAGAGGAGGAUCAAUCCUGAAAAUAUCAUCAUUAACUGCAGCAAAGACUCAAAGGUCCCCCCUGCUCCCUCUGGACAUAAGUGGAAGGAAGUCAGACAUGACAAUAAAGUUACAUGGCUUGUCUCCUGGACGGAAAACAUCCAAGGAUCUAUCAAGUACAUUAUGUUGAAUCCUAGUUCACGUAUUAAGGGAGAGAAGGACUGGCAGAAAUAUGAGACCGCCCGUAGGCUGAAGUUGUGUGUUGAUAAGAUCCGUAAUUCUUACAAAGAAGACUGGAAAUCCAAGGAAAUGAAAGCCAGACAGAGAGCUGUUGCACUGUACUUUAUUGAUAAGCUUGCUCUGAGAGCUGGUAAUGAAAAGGAGGAAGGAGAGACGGCUGACACUGUAGGCUGCUGCUCAUUGAGAGUGGAACAUAUAAAACUUUUCCUUGAGAUGGAUGGUCAGGAAUAUGUGGUCGAGUUUGACUUCCCCGGUAAAGAUUCCAUCCGCUACUACAACAAGGUGCCUGUGGAGAAAAGGGUUUUUAAGAAUCUGCAACUUUUUAUGGAAAAACAAACAACCUGAGGAUGACUUGUUUGAUAGGCUCAAUACAAGCAUUUUAAACAAACACCUUCAGGACCUGAUGGAUGGACUGACAGCCAAAGUGUUCAGAACAUACAACGCCUCUAUUACCCUACAGCAGCAACUGAAGGAGCUCACAAACGGCGAUGAUAAUGUCGCUGCCAAAAUCUUGUCUUACAAUCGUGCCAAUAGAGCUGUGGCUAUAUUAUGUAACCAUCAGCGUGCUCCACCUAAAACCUUUGAGAAAUCUAUGAUGAACUUGCAGACCAAGAUUGAUGCCAAGAAGGAUCAGCUAACAGAUGCACGACGAGAGCUGAAAAGCGCCAAAGCAGAUGCCAAGGUCAAACGGGAUGAAAAGACAAAGAAGUUGGUGGAAAGCAAGAAGAAGGCUGUACAGAGGAUAGAAGAGCAGCUGAUGAAACUGGAGGUUCAAGCCACAGACAGAGAAGAAAACAAACAAAUUGCUCUAGGAACCUCCAAACUUAACUACUUGGACCCAAGAAUCUCUGUAGCUUGGUGUAAAAAAUUUGGUAUCCCCAUUGAGAAGAUCUACAACAAAACACAGCGAGAGAAGUUUGCUUGGGCUAUUGACAUGGUGGAGGAUGACUAUGAGUUUUAA
Staurois parvus is the source of this 2237-nucleotide messenger RNA. The record is from the annotation of a GenBank genome assembly. NCBI's taxonomy places the organism in Eukaryota, Metazoa, Chordata, Amphibia, Anura, Ranidae.